Molecule: messenger RNA, 3780 nt
Organism: Arthroderma uncinatum
Lineage: Eukaryota; Fungi; Ascomycota; Eurotiomycetes; Onygenales; Arthrodermataceae
Exons: 12
Coding region: 1-3780 (1259 amino acids)
Biological process (GO): intracellular transport
Molecular function (GO): ATP-dependent protein folding chaperone; ATP binding
Source: RefSeq, a predicted model, not a curated record
AUGAAAGAAAACAAUCCCAUAGACCUAGGGUCCCGUCAUAAGAUCAUUGUGGGAGUGGACUAUGGAACCACAUUCUCAGGUGUGAGUUGGGCAGAGUCCACCAAGACGAGGUUGGAAGAUAUCAACGUCAUCAACACCUGGCCUGGACAUCGAGAUUCGACAUGGAAGGUUCCGUCGAGGAUAGCAUACGCAUCUGAGAAUAAAAACAAGAUCCCUACAGACCAAUGGGGAUUCCAAGUCUCGCCAAACCUGAUGUGCUACUCCUGGACCAAGCUGCUGCUGGACAAGAGCGCACAGCUUACAGGGUACGAUGAUCCAUCGCUAAAAGACUUGUUUGGGUCUGGCCUGAUGAGUCUGCCCAAAGGGAAAACCGCACAGUCUGUGAUCGAAGAUUAUUUUCGAGAGCUGUAUAUGUAUCUUACUCACCAGCUUGAGAAGAAGAUGGGCCCGGGCGUUUUCAAUGUCACUCCAAUGGAGAUUUACCUGACCAUGCCGGCUAUCUGGUCUGACCAAGCACAGCUGGCGACUCAGAAAGCUGCAGAAGCUGCCGGGUUUGGGUCAAGGCCGUAUGACUCCAUCUAUAUGAUCAAGGAGCCUGAGGCUGCUGCAUUGUCCGCCAUCAAGCCGCAUUUGGGCCCAAAUGCCAUUGACCCUGUUCAGCCGGGAGAGGGUAUCCUGAUAUGUGACUGCGGAGGCGGUACAGUUGAUAUCACAACUUACAUCGUUCUAAAGUCUGAGCCCAAGCUAGAAUUUGAAGAGCUCUGUGUGGGUAUAGGAGGAAAAUGUGGAUCGACUUACAUCGAUCGUAACUUCAACCAGUGGAUGCAAGACACCUUUGGAGAGGAGUACACAUCUGUACCAAUGAGGUUACGUGGGCCAGGAAGCAGAUUUAUGAAUUCAUUUGAGAGUGCAAAGCGGAACUUUGGAGGCCCAAAUGAUGACCGAGGAGUAGAAGUUGGUCCUAUUCGAAUGGAUAUUGGGCCCAGCGUUCAUUACGACGAUGAUGAACUUGUGGUGAAGCUUUCCAAGUACGACAUGCAGCGACUGUUUGACCCAGUGGUGAAGGAAGUUAUUUCCCUGGUCAAGUCACAGGUCAAGGCGGCUGAAAAGAAGAAGAAAAGGAUUGAUCGACUCAUACUUGUUGGAGGAUUCGGCGACUCAGAUUACCUGAACACCAAGCUAGGUGACUGGUGUAAGGGGAAAAACAUCGGCUCCGUUACCUGUCCACCCGACUGUCAAGCCGCCAUCGUCAAAGGCGCGUGUCUGCGUGGUUUAGAGGGCCUGAAGCCCAUCAUCACCCACAACCGAGCGCAUUAUGGCUGGUCUUGGGGGAAGCGGUUCAGAAAAGGAAUCGACCCCGAAGCAAAUGCGUACACAGAUCCGCUCACCGGCGAGAAAAUGUGCAGCGGAAGAAUGGAAUGGGUUAUCCCCAAGGGUAAGCGGUUGGACGAAAACUUCAAGAUGAAAGCCGAUAUCCAGAGCACCUUCAAGCUCGGCCAGCCACUGAACGAGAACAUCACCAUGUUCUCCUGCACGAUGGACGAUCCGCCAGAGCGAGAAGACCACCACCGGGUCGUCAAAGUAGGAGAGAUAUCGCCAGCCUUUUCCACAUCCACGUUCAACGACUUCCAGACGCGGAAAAGCACUGCAGACGGACUGACGUAUCACCGCUUCAACUACACGAUAGAGGUGAAUUUCCGGUCCAAGGGGGUUAAUAACAACCUCGCCCUUUGCAACUCCAUCGCACGCCAGGCCCCUUUAACGCUGGGAGGCCUGCACUUCUGCUCCAGAGAUAUCUGCUGCCUCUCUCUCGUCCUGCUCGCUGCGGGAACUCGCCUGGCCAGAUCUGCUGUCUGGAUCUAUCUCCCUUGCCGUCACUCUUCCUGGCCACCCCCCGCCGCUAAGUACGAGUUUACCGAGCCCAGCAACACACAUCGACGCCGACGGAACAGCUACAGGGAGGCAUUCAGUGCUGGGGACAAGGCCGGAGCGGUCGCUAUGGCAUCGUCUGGCAGCCUGCGACAGGAGAAUGGUGUCCUGAACGAUAAUACCUCAGAACAAGCGGCGCAGCCUCACUCGAAGCAAGACGCCGACCCUGAUAUGGGUGAUUACUCAGAAGGUACGAAGAGUUCUAUUGUGCCUAGUGGUCUCCCCGAACGAUCUACGGAGUUGCCGGGCGAUAAAGUGUAUUCUGACACCGAUAAAGACGGCGCCGGUGAACGACCUGUCCGCCAGAAGCUAAAGGAGACUUCCAUUGCGGGCACAGGCGCUACACGGCAAGAUCAGGGAUCUGAAGAUUGUCAGAUGGCUCCUGAGAACGGUGAAUCGCAAGACAGGCGCGAGAACGACGUGGACACGGCCGAGCGCGGACGGCUGAAGAAGAAACGAUCUCUCGACGACCUGAUGAACGAAGACGGACAGGCCGAUCACUACGAAGAAAGUGGACAUAGAAGAAAACGAUCUAGGGACUCCAAGACCGAAGGCACCCCCGAAGUAGACGCGGAGCCACGGCCGCCCGCGAGCGAUUUGGAGAAGAUGAAGAGUCCGAAGAAAAAGCGUAGCAGGGACCAAUUCGACAAGGACUUGCAUCCAAAGUUGGACGAGGAGGGUGUUAAAGACAAGGACGAAUCUACGGAUGAACCACCAAAAGGUAAUGCCGAUUCAGAAAGCUUAGGAGCCUCGACGUCGCCAAAUAGUCGUGCAGUCAAGGGCGAACCGGAGAAGAAACGUCACCGUGACAACUCACAGGACAGACACACUGAGGAGUCACAGAACAUCACUGCUGCGUCCAAGACUGCAACCCCAAACCCAUUUUCCAACACAUCCACCACCUCGCCGUUCGCCUCCUUGGAUAAGUCAAAAGCAAGCCCUCCAAAGACAAAAGAUCAGCCAUCCAAGGCACAACAGACCACGAAUCCUUCCGCAUUUGCAGCCUCCAGCUUAGCCGCCUUUGCCGGGUCAGACAAGUCUCCGUUUGGCGCAAUCGGCGGCGGCACCUCUGUUUUCAAAGCCAAACCCACCCCCGAAGGAGAUGGUGAAAGUAAACCAAGCUCAAUCGGAUCUGGGGCGUCUCCAUUUGCUGCUGCCUCUGGGGCUUCACCAUUUGGCUCUUCGUUCGACGGAAGCGCAUUUGGAAAGAGCGCAUUUGCCAGUGGCUUUGCCGCCGCGGCCCCUAAGCCUGGGGAAAGGUUGACUAGCUUUGCAUCUCCGAAACCAACAGCGUUUGGCUCCGCCGUAUCUAAACCCAAGGUCUUCGGUGCGAAAGCCGAUGAUGAAGACGAGGACGAUGAGGAAGAGGAAGAGAAAGGAGAAACGUUCCAGGGCCUCGAGGAAGAGAAAGAGGACACACGUUUCUUUAAACAAGAGACUGAGACCGGAGAAGAAGGCGAAGAGACACACUUUACCGGCCGAGGCAAGCUAUUCCAUUUUACUGGAAGCGAAUGGAAAGAACGCGGCGUGGGCACAUUCAAGCUUAACGCAAAGAAGCCUUCUGAAGUAGAAGGUGACGAAGAAGAAGGUGGCAGCGCCGCUACCAAGUCUACAAAGAGGUCUGCCCGUUUCAUCAUGCGUACCGACGGUGUGUACCGAGUCAUAUUGAACAUCCCUCUGUAUAAAGGAAUGAAAGUGGGAGACCCAGAAGGCAACGAACCGACGGGGAAACAUGUGCAGAUUUCCGGAAUCGAAGACGGACGAACAGUUCCCCUUUUACUCAGGACAUCAAAUGCCGAUGCUGCCAGAGACCUUCAUGCAGCUGCUCAGGAGUUCCUGGCUCAACUGUAG